AUGGACGACGCCAUUGCAGAGCACGUUGCUGUCGAAAGGCUCUCUGAAUGGACCUUCCAAUCCAAACGACUUGCAGAACGCAUGGGAAAUACCCUCCCCAUUGCAUUUGGCGGCUACGCAAUUGCCCUAGCAGUCAAUGCCGCUGCGAACACCGUUCCAGAUGGCUUCCAUCUCUACUCGGCCAUGGGUAACUAUCUGGGCCCUGCUAGCAUCGCGGAGAAGAUGACUCUCACCGUGUUCCCUUCCCGGAGUACAAAGACCUUCCAGACCCGGAGGGUACAAGUGACCCAAAAGUUUGGCGAUGGCAGUAAGACCCGGCUAUGCAUGGAAGUUUUAAUUGACUUUCACCGCGCAGAGCCGGCAUUGCUUGAAUUCUCUGCGCCACCGACGAUGAAAUACAGCCAUUGGAAGGACUGCCUGCCCAUGGAAGAACUGGAGAAACAGCUUGUCGCUGCCGGCAAGAUUGAAGAAGCCGAGGUCAAAGCUUUCAACAAGGUAUUUGGCCUGGGAUUACGACUUUUUCAUAAUCGAUACUGCCCCGAGAGUAUAGCUGGACAGACGCUUCUCGGACUUGGCAAGAACGUUCAAACCACACAGGAACAUCUACCCAUCACCGCCAAAACCAGUUGUCAAUGGUUACAAGCGAGGUAUCCUGUGCACAAAGAGUCCGACCAUAUAGCUGGCCUUGCUUUCAUUAUGGACGCAUUUAUCUCGUUUCUCCCCUUGGUUCACAACCAUAUGUUCUUAGACGAUGCAGCAGCGUGUUCAAGCUUGGACUUUUCGUUGCGAGUGUUUGUGCCGAACGUUAAUAUCAAUAACUGGAUUUUGCGGGAAUGUCUCACGCACGUCGGAGCUCAUGGCCGUACGUACUCCGAGGCUAGGGUGUGGGAUGAAAAUGGGAAUAUGGUCGCCUCGAUGACACAGCAGUCGAUUCUGCGACCACACAAGGCUAAAACAAACAAGCUUUAG
Talaromyces atroroseus is the source of this 969-nucleotide messenger RNA. RefSeq lists its product as hypothetical. The record is from RefSeq and is a predicted model, not a curated record. Gene Ontology annotation, biological process: acyl-CoA metabolic process; fatty acid catabolic process. The transcript has a single exon. The coding region runs from base 1 to 969 and encodes 322 amino acids. Gene Ontology annotation, cellular component: peroxisomal matrix. NCBI's taxonomy places the organism in Eukaryota, Fungi, Ascomycota, Eurotiomycetes, Eurotiales, Trichocomaceae. Gene Ontology annotation, molecular function: fatty acyl-CoA hydrolase activity.